CUGGUUGGACAUCUCUCUUGCAGCAACGCCCACUGCAACCACUCUGCUCCAAUUGGCUGUAUUGUAAUAUACGCCAUCGAGAUCCUUUUGUCUACCUUCGUUCUAUUGUUCACUAUUGCCCUAAAUAGUCGCUCGACAUGAAGCGUGGUCAGUUCUUCAACAACAAACUGUCACGAAGCAACGAUAUGAGCAACACCGACAUUGAGACAGCCAAGUGGGUUCUGAAGAUGGAACAGACUCCGGACGCCGCGAUGUUCAACAGAACCUCGCCGUCUGUGUCUCCCCGGCCGUCCUCACCGACAUCGUCCUGGUCCAGCGGCGGCUCGCCCGCCCCCUCCUCACCCUCCUCCCGCUCCCGUCCGGGGAAGAUCAGGAGGAGCAAGAGUCUGAAGAAAGCCGAGAAGCAGUUAUCGGAGGAAGAACUCCAGGAGCUCCGUCUGAAAGUCAACCAUCGGGAGAGGAAGAGAAUGCACGACCUGAACUCGGCGCUGGACGGGUUGCGGGAAGUCAUGCCGUACGCGCACGGUCCGUCCGUCAGGAAACUCUCCAAAAUCGCCACGCUGCUGCUGGCCAAGAACUACAUCCUCAUGCUCAACAGUUCCUUGGAGGAGAUGAAGCGGCUCGUGAGUGACAUUCAACACACUCGCCGCGCCGGACUGCCCUCAACCACCCUCCCCACACCAUCAGGGGCCGCCGUACCGCCCUUCCACAGGCUGGCCAUGCCUCCGACCCCGAUCGUUCCUCCACACACUCCGGUGAGCAGCAGUACCGUACCGACGAGCAGCGCCUUCGGCUCCAGUCAUCACCAUGCCCGAAGCCCCUUCAGCCCGUGGCCGCUGCCCUGUGCGUGUCCGCAGUGCCCGCCCGACGCCAGCAAUCGCCUGCCCUUUGGAAAGCUCCCAACCUUCACCAGGUGACAGCAGUGUAUUGCAGACUACUGAACUGUAUCAUAGAAUGGACAUGUCGUUUAGUUUAAAGUACAUGCAUAUACUGCAAAGAAAUAGUCCCAUUGAUUUCGUAUCAAGCAAUGCCUAGUCAUACAGUGUCAAGCAAUGUGCAAACGCAUUUUCAAGUACAAUGUACAAUACCUGAUAUCGAUAGGGUAGUAUUUUCUUUGAAAUAUGUACACCGUUUUACCGAAAUAUGGGCUUUGGUUCUGUCAAGAUAUUGUGCCUGACAAAAGUGCCUUUGUUUUAAAUGUAAGGAUCCUGAACAGCAAGGUUCUGUGCUCACUGAUUUCGUCAGUAUAGAUAAUUUCCAGUUUAUUCUACUCCGUAUACUGUACUUGGCCGGUCAUGUAAAGACUACAACGUGGACAUUUAAACUGUGACUACAUGUACAUGAAUUCUCAGGUUGUUCGAAAACGAGCACAUGUGUGUAAAUAUCUAUGGAAUUUGUGUUGUACAAAGCGAUAUUAAAUUUACUUAUAUAUGAAAUGAA
Molecule: messenger RNA, 1440 nt
Organism: Branchiostoma floridae (Florida lancelet)
Lineage: Eukaryota; Metazoa; Chordata; Leptocardii; Amphioxiformes; Branchiostomatidae
Product: oligodendrocyte transcription factor 2-like
Exons: 1
Coding region: 138-917 (259 amino acids)
Molecular function (GO): protein dimerization activity
Source: RefSeq, a predicted model, not a curated record